AUGAUCCAGGAAAUUGAAGAAGCUACCAAAGCUGAUGCGACCUUGCAAGCAGUGUCCAAGGCAAUCGAGACCGGUAAUUGGCAAGAAGGACCUAAGCAAUCGGAUGUGGUCAGUGUAGCUUAUACUGCGUGGCAAAAGGUAAAAGAGGAGUUGACAGUAGGUGUGACAGCCCAGAUAAUUCUUCGAGGGACAAGAAUAGCUGUCCCCAGAAAACUACAAGAGCGCAUAGUAAACUUAGCACAUGAGGGACACCAAGGAGUCGUGAAGACAAAGUCACUUCUGCGUGAAAAAGUGUGGUUCCCUGGCAUCGACAAAUUGGUAGAAAAGAAAGUCCAGUCAUGCUGUGUGUGUUUGAUCUCAACUCCAGAGUCUAAAUGUGAACCUCUCAAAAUGUCUCCACUACCGAAAGCCCCAUGGUCAGAAGUUAGCAUGGAUUUCGUGGAGCUUCCAAACAGCGAGUAUCAAGAUAUCCGGUCGUCGAAACAGUCAAGUCUACUUCAGCCAACACGGUAAUUCUGAGGGUACACAAAGUGUUCUCUGAAUUUGGAAUACCUGACGUAGUAAAGACAGACAAUGGACCCCCUUUUAACAGCUGUGAAUUUCAGUUAUUUGCGCAGACUCUCGGUUUCAAGCAUCGAAAGAUCACUCCUCGAUGGCCAAGAGCAAAUGGCGAAGUUGAGCAAUUCGUGAGAACGAUAAAGAAGGUGGUCAAGACGGCGACAGUAGAGCACAAGAACUGGAAACAAGAGAUGCAUUGUUUCCUCAGAAACUUCAGAGCAACUCCUCACACAACGACAAAAAUUCACCCAGCAACUGCAUUGUCUGGUCGGGCACUAAAAACGAAGUUACCUUGA
Messenger RNA from Paramuricea clavata, 854 nucleotides. NCBI's taxonomy places the organism in Eukaryota, Metazoa, Cnidaria, Anthozoa, Malacalcyonacea, Plexauridae. The record is from the annotation of a GenBank genome assembly.